Messenger RNA from Acaulospora colombiana, 246 nucleotides. Lineage: Eukaryota; Fungi; Glomeromycota; Glomeromycetes; Diversisporales; Acaulosporaceae. The record is from the annotation of a GenBank genome assembly.
AUGGAAGUUAACGGCUGGCCUAGUCCAACAUCUACACGGAUAAUUCUCGCGGAGAUAUAUCAUUGGAAGGAUAUCAUGAACGUAAUUACGGUUCGGGUUAGCACGACACAAUUAGCCCUCAUGGUCACUUUGUGGGUUCUCCAAUGGAUGGAAAUAUGUGUUGGCGAUUCUAAUUCGGUUAUACUCGCACAACUGCCCUCCCGCAAAAAUUUGACCACUCAUGAAAUCAGGGGUUAUUAUGAAUAA